Molecule: messenger RNA, 1795 nt
Organism: Cucumis melo (muskmelon)
Lineage: Eukaryota; Viridiplantae; Streptophyta; Magnoliopsida; Cucurbitales; Cucurbitaceae
Product: pentatricopeptide repeat-containing protein At4g38150
Exons: 2
Coding region: 156-1238 (360 amino acids)
Molecular function (GO): protein binding
Source: RefSeq, a predicted model, not a curated record
UCCUUUCAAAAUCUGUAUAAAAUAAGUGAAGAAGUGCUUUUUGCCAUGUCACUUGGCUAAAACCCUACUCCCAUCCCCUUCCCUUCCCCAUUUCAGCUUCCAUCAACUUCCCCUCUCGUAGCAAUUUCUUCAUAAUUUCUUGGCUCAAUAUUCUCAUGGCGGCGUUUCAAUUUCAAUCUCGUCUUCAAGUUUCGAAGAUUUUGUCUUCAUCAAUUCGGAAAUGGGAAAUAGAUUUUCCUCUCCUCCACAAUCCAUUGCGAACGCCGGAUUUCUCUCUCUCGCCGGCGCCAUCUCGUCGUUUUUCCUCCAAUUCCAUGGAUGACGAUCGUGCCUUCUCGGAGUCCGAGCCGAGAAACACCCCGCCGCAACGUCGUUUUCCUCCAGAUCAUCGCGAAGCUCGUCGUGUUCCCAGAGGGGGAGUAACUGAUUCUUACGAUAAUCGAAAUCAACGCUUUAAUAGGCAUUCAGAAGGUUCCUCUUCUCGAUUCACAAAUGAAGGGUCGACUUCGCGGCAAAGGAGUGAGUCUUUAUCUCAGAAGGAUUUUAGCUUUCUUGAAAAAUUCAAGCUGAAUACUGAUAAUCAGAGUAGUGGUAACGAGAAGACUGAGGAGAACUCUUCUUCUGCUCCGGUUUCUGAAUCAAUGCAGGAGAAGCAGCAAUCGCAACAUCAGCGUCCUCCAGCAGCUGAUGAGAUAUUCAGGAAAAUGAAGGAAUCUGGUUUAAUUCCCAAUGCCGUUGCUAUGCUUGACGGGCUUUGUAAAGAUGGACUUAUACAAGAAGCAAUGAAGCUUUUUGCUUUGAUUCGUGAGAAAGGUACAAUUCCAGAAGUUGUGAUUUACACUGCUGUUGUUGAUGGGUUUUGCAAGGCGGAGAAAUUUGAUGAAGCAAUUAGGAUUUUCAGGAAAAUGCAGAAUAAGGGUAUUUCUCCAAAUGCCUUCAGUUUUGGUGUCUUGAUACAGGGAUUGUACAAAUGCAAAAAAUUAGAUGAUGCUGUAGCAUUUUGCAAUGAGAUGUUAGAAUCUGGGCAUUUACCAAAUCUUACCACUUUUGUUGGCCUAAUUGAUGUGUUAUGCAGUGAGAAGGGUGUGGAUGAAGCUCAUAAUGUCGUAGAAACCUUUAAACAAAAGGGAUUCUUGAUUGAUGAGAAAGCUUUAAGGGAAUUUUUGAAUAAAAGAGCCCCAUUUUCACCAGAUAUCUGGAAAGUGUUCUUUGGUAAUAAAAAAGCCCCAUUUUUCUGAGAUUGUUGUCGUAGUGUUGUGAAGGGACCAAUCAUAUUACUGAGAAGAAACCACAAGUUGAAAUCAUUGUAACUCAGUAGUCAGAAUUCAAUUAUCGUGUUGAAGAAUAAAAAUCUGGUUGAAGAGUGAACAAUCUGCAACUGUUGAAGUGAGAGCUCUAAACCGUCAGUCAUGUUCGGGGAACACAAAACUUGUGCAGUCAAGUUCAUUGACCUUACGUGAAAGAUUGUGCGGACUGGAUCAAUCGGCAUGGGAGACAUUAGCUGCAGUUAAUAAGUGAUGGAUAUUUUUUGCAAGAUUGAACAUCAGAAAAUCUGUUAAAUUCACCAUUUACCUCUUAGAUUUUUUUUUUUAAACAACAAUCAUGUAAGGUAUGACUAUGGCAUUGCUUCCUAGUUGCUAUCACUAAUGGCUAUACAGAGUUUCUUUGUCUUUGUGCACUGUGCUUAACUUCCCUUAUUUGAUUGUAAAGAGUUGUAUGUGAGGGAAUAGAAACUGUAUAAGGAUGGAAGGUCUUGUAUUCAAAUUUUUGUAACGUAAUGUUGUUUCUUUUCCAA